AGAAAAAGAAGAAGAAACGGGGGGAAAAAAUGGCAGCUUACAUGAGAAGCGUGAUGUGUGUUGUUUCUGCAGAGCGAACUGUUUUUCUAACUCGGGGAAAUGGUAUAAUUGCCGAGUCAAAGCGAUAUGUACGCGGACUGAGGAGGAAUCCUGUCCGAGUGAUUUCACCAGGUGACGAGACGGAUAAAGUCAUCAAACCGUCUCAAAGGCCUCAAGACGUGAAGAGAGAGAAGGAGGCGAAAGUCACGUCUAAGUCAAGACAUUUGAAAGAAAACGACUUUAUCGGGACGAGGAGCAAUGCACUGUCAAAUAUAAAACAUGCACUUGAUGAUGUUGCAGACUAUUCAAUUGAUGGACUGCGUUUCGAGAGAGCUUUCCCUGGAGAUAAGAGACUGGCGAGAGUAGUGAGUGUUGCCCGUUCCAGGACAUUUCGGGAGCACCAGGGUAAAAUCCUCCUGGAAGGCCGGCGUUUAAUCUGUGAUGCUCUGGAUGCUGGUGCCAACCCACAGAUGGUCUUCUUUAGUACAGUGGAUCGACUCAGAGAGCUUCCUGUACACAAGCUGAAAAGGGCCACGCUGGUCAAAGUCAAGUUUGAGGAAAUCAAGAUCUGGUCUGACCUUGUGGCCCCACAAGGCGUGAUUGGCAUAUUUUCUCGCCCAGACCCAUCACGGUUGAACUUUGCAAGUAAACGUCAUACAGUGCCGUUGUCCCUAAUAUGUGACAAUAUCCGAGAUCCGGGCAACCUUGGGACUAUGUUGCGAUGUGCUGCUGCAGCUGGUUGCCAUGACGUCCUGCUCACCAAGGGUUGUGUUGAUGCUUGGGAGCCUAAAGUUCUGCGUGCAGCAAUGGGCGCACAUUUCCGCCUUCCCAUUUACCCCAACUUGAGCUGGCAUGAUGUUGAAAAUCACCUCCCUAAACGGGCGACUGUCCAUGUGGCUGACAACAGCUGUGGCCCUGACACAAGAAGAGAAACGGAGGAAUCCCAAGGAAGCAUGUCUCUCAAGUCCUCCAAAGCAGAAGACUAUGGAUGGAUCAGCACAAGGUCUAGUAAAAGUAAAAUACAACAUGAGGAGUCUGAUUCGGAUUCGGAUUCCGAUUCCGAUAGUGAAUUUGAGGGAUUACAACUUCCCAGAGUGGACAUGAAGCUGUACCAUGACAACUGGGCCCAGAGACCCAUGGCUCUGGUGAUUGGUGGAGAGACACAGGGUUUGAGCAUCGAAGCAGUCCAAAUGGCUGAGAAAACUUCUGGUCACAGGCUCUUUAUUCCUGUCCUUCCUGAUGUGGACAGCUUGAAUUCAGCCAUGGCAGCUAGUAUACUCUUGUUCGAGGGCAGGAAGCAACUUUUAGAAAUAAUGCAGACAGCUGGAAGGAAACAGAGAUCUAAAGCUGAGCAGUAGAUUUCAUGAUGAUAGCUCUAAAUAUCAGUGUGUGUUUUCCUGUGUUCAUUCGUCCUUGUUACUACAGACUGUAUACAAUUAUUUAGAUUCUCCAUUCUACAUCCUUCACUGCCCAAAAUAAAAUACUGAAUUUGGGACAUUUGGG
Messenger RNA from Labrus mixtus (cuckoo wrasse), 1542 nucleotides. RefSeq names its product mitochondrial rRNA methyltransferase 3a (gene mrm3a). Gene Ontology annotation, biological process: RNA processing. Bases 30 to 1397 code for a protein of 455 amino acids. The record is from RefSeq and is a predicted model, not a curated record. NCBI's taxonomy places the organism in Eukaryota, Metazoa, Chordata, Actinopteri, Labriformes, Labridae. The transcript has 4 exons. Gene Ontology annotation, molecular function: RNA methyltransferase activity; RNA binding.